AUGCCGACGACAAUAUAUAAGUUACUAGGCCAGCGGCUAGGUUUGAAAAAUAUUAUUGACCGUUUCGUCAGUAAAAUAGAAGAAGCGAGCGAUGAAGACGAUGACAUUCAGUUUCAAGCGCUUAUCGAGAAAUUAGAAGAAAAAGUGGCAUGUCUGCUAGUCCACAAUGAUAAAAUUCUCUCGCUCACCGACGCCGACGCUGCGCCAGAGGAGAUAGUCGAGGCAGAAGAGUAUACCUUCGACGUAGAGGUCAAACUACGAAGAUACAAGCAGCGUCUACAGCGGCCUAACAUUGGCAUCACAGACGCCGCCGAUUUAUUAUCGCAUGCAUCCGGUUCCGGUAGUCAGCAGGCAUCCGGUCCACUACCACCAAACAACCAACGCAGGGUGAACACCAAUUCGUCAAACAACAGCGGCCAGUCAGCGCCCGAGAUAAGUACAUCUAGUACUCAUAAAUUGCCAAAAUUAACACUUCCACGAUUUGACGGUGAUAUAUUACAAUGGCAAUCGUUCUGGGAUUCAUUCGAAUCGUCAAUCCAUUGCAAUGUCAACUUGACUGAUGUGCAGAAAUUCAAUUAUUUGAAAGCACAGUUGGAGGGUACAGCCGCUAUGACUAUUGAAGGAUUUGCACUCACGAAUGCAAAUUACACGCGCGCAGUCGAAUUGUUACGUGAAAGGUAUGGUCAACAUUGCAAAAUUGUUCAUGCAACCAUGCAAGCGUUAUUGAAAUUGCCAUCACCAACUUCCACAGUCGCGAGUUUGAGAGGGUUUAACGACCGCAUGGAAACGUAUAUCCGGGGUCUUGAGUCGCUAGGACAACAUCAAGAUAUGUACGGUAGCCUAUUGGUGCCAGUUGUAUUGGAAAUAUUGCCGAUGGAUAUACGUAAAAAUCUCGCCCGCGUAAACGAGAAUAAUGACUGGUUUUUGCAAGAUCUGCGACGAGCGAUUAACAAGGAAAUCAACAUUCUCGAGAUCGGCACCGGAAGUUCCUAUGCGUUGGCGGAAGUUAGCGACUACAACUCAACAGCAUUGUUUCAUGCAAGUGCGAAUGAAUGCAAGUCAAACGGACGCUGUCAAAACUGCCACCGGAAGCAUCACACUUCUAUCUGUAAGGAGCUACAAAGAAAACCGGAAGUUGAAUCGCCGCAACCGGAAGCCGCCGUAUUCUUCUCGUCUACAAAGAGGUCGAACGCAGACGUUAUAUUAAAGACCGCCAUUGCCCCUGUUUCGUCGUCUCACACUACAACGGAUGCCGCCAUAUUAGUCGACGAAGGCGAACAGCGAUCCUUUAUCACCAGAAAGCUUGCUGACGAUCUUCAACUAGAGAGUGAUGGAAUAGAAACACUUAGCCUGACGGGAUUCGGAGGAAGUGACACGUUAUUUGACAUUUCAUUACUCGUUGGAGCUGACCACUAUUGGGAUAUUGUCGAAGAUCAUGUUGUUCGAGGGAACGGGCCGACCGCCGUCAAGUCUAAGAUUGGUUAUUUACUGUCCGGUCCGAUGCCCUCCACGUCUCAUGCGUCAGCUGAUAAGCCCAUCUUGAACGUACUUGCAUCGCGCGCCCCAGAACACAGCAUAUUAGAACGUUUCUGGAGUCUUGAGAACAUGGUGCCUCGGGCACAUGGUGACAUCAUAGCAGAGCAGGAAAGACGUGGCUUCAUCGAGCGGGUUCCACUUGGUCAAGAGUCAGCUGAACAAGUGCACUACAUCCCUCAUCACCCAGUGGAAAAAGAAUCAUCAACGACACCCAUACGCAUCGUCUACGAUUGUAGCUGCCGUCAGUCACGUGAUUCACCAAGCUUGAACGACUGCCUGAAAUCAACGCCACCGGCAUUGAACAAGUUUACGUCGAUUCUUACAAGCGUCACAGGAAUCGAGGCUGUACUUAACGAUCGGCCAUUGACGUAUGCAUCAACAGAUCUAAACGACCCCGCGCAUAUCACGCCGUCGCAGCUGUUAUACGGUCGCCGAGUUACAACGCUGCCACACGAUGACGUCACAUUCGAUGCCGGGAAUACUGUCGCUGCAGCCGAUCAUGUUACAUUUAACCGCAUGGCAAGGCGACGUGAGCUGCUCAUACAACAGUUAUACAGACACUGGAAGACUGAAUACCUUACGUCACUCCGCGAGCACCACCGGGUGUCUGGUUCCAACACGCAGACGAUCAACACCGGGGACGUGGUGCAGAUCCAUGAUGAUGGCCCGAGAUGUCGAUGGAAACUUGCCGUGGUCGUCGAUGUUGUUGCCGAAAGGGACGGGCAUGUUUGCGAGGCGAAAGCGCGAAUCAGUAACGGAUUGUAUACCAUAAGGCCAAUAGCGAAACUUUAUCCACCGGAAGUGAUAAGUGCCAAUCAAAACUGA
Messenger RNA from Dreissena polymorpha, 2361 nucleotides. RefSeq lists its product as uncharacterized. The record is from RefSeq and is a predicted model, not a curated record. The transcript has 4 exons. Lineage: Eukaryota; Metazoa; Mollusca; Bivalvia; Myida; Dreissenidae. Bases 1 to 2361 code for a protein of 786 amino acids.